Fusarium verticillioides 7600 is the source of this 1824-nucleotide messenger RNA. RefSeq lists its product as hypothetical. The record is from RefSeq and is a predicted model, not a curated record. The transcript has 3 exons. Gene Ontology annotation, biological process: regulation of DNA-templated transcription. The coding region runs from base 1 to 1824 and encodes 607 amino acids. NCBI's taxonomy places the organism in Eukaryota, Fungi, Ascomycota, Sordariomycetes, Hypocreales, Nectriaceae. Gene Ontology annotation, molecular function: DNA-binding transcription factor activity, RNA polymerase II-specific; zinc ion binding.
AUGAACCAAGUGGUCUUCGAUUCAUCCUUGGGUUGUGCUGUUCAAACUAGAUCAUGUGAUCACUGCUUUCAUCGGAAGAUCAAGUGUGACCGGCGUACUCCAUGUGCGCCUUGCCAAGAGAGCCGCGUAGGAUGCCAAUAUGAGCGGCCUCGAAAGAGACGCCGGUACAUUCGACCGGCGUCCGAUGAUCCGGAUGUUAACUCAAGGGUAGCUUUGGAGAGGCCUAACAUCUUGCACGAAGAUACGGCAGACUGGGUGCCUGUUGAAGACGUUGACGUGAACACUCCUAUAGAGGAGCAGCAACUGCGUCCAGAGUGUAUGAACAAUUCUACACAACUUACUACUGUCUCUUCCGUGCAGCUGGAACCAGAAUACUGGGACUUUGGUAUGGGAGAAUGCUUCUUCUACCCAACCAACCUUUUCGGGGUGGUAGACCUCCCUCCAUGCAUACCAUCGCUCCCACUGAACAUACCCCAAAGUCCCGGACUAUGCCUCUCACCACCACUCCAGCAUCUCUCGAGUCAAAACGGAGUGCUGGAUCGUCUCCUAGAUGACAGCACCAUCCCACAGCUCAUCGACGUAUUCCUAGAGCGCCUACAACAAUCCAUGCCCUUCUUCACCCGCUCAUAUCUUCAUCAAAACAUCGCGCGUCAAAGACAUCUCCAAGAUCGAUCUUUUGGCUCUUUGGUACAAGCCAUUUGCUCGCUGGUCCUUCUACAGCCAGUUCAGAGCCAGGAGAAACGCUCAUGGCCGAACCGUGAAGCAAGAGCUGACGCUCACUUGGCUCUGGCUGUCAACUUACACUCGCAGUCUGAUUUAGGCCAGAGCCCGACUCUGGAGACAAUCAUGACGAGUGUCUUUCUGUUCGCCUGUCAGUUCUGCAAGGGCAAUUUCGAUGCAGCCAGAUUUCGACUUAGGGAGGCCGCAGCUCUAGCCGAGGUGAUGAAUCUCGACAAGCCUGAAUCUUAUGGCCGGAUUGGUGACACAGAAAAACAAAGGAGACUCCGCACAUUGAUUAGCCUCACGAUCAUUGAGAGGAUUUACUCAGUUCAAAGAGACUACAUUCCAGCCACGAAACUACUAAGCCGGAACAAGUUGCAGGAGCUACAAAACGCCAUCGCAUCUUCACAUGAUAGGGGUGAAAGCGAGAACAUCAUUGCCAUGGAAUGCAUCAGCAACAUGCUCGAGCAGGUGGACUUCAUCGAUCCCGAUAUAAUAAAAUGUUGGAAAGGCUUCUGCUGGGAAGAAGAGGCUCCGACACACGUCACCAGAAGCACAAUACUCGCUCUCCUCCGACGCUACCGGAUUCCACCACAAUUUUCCGGACUUUCUGGUGUCGAUACUCAUGCUCAACAUGCAGAUAUUCUUGUUACCAGGCAUUGGAUCAGGAUCAAGCUGUGGUCUUUAGCCAAUAGCCACGGCUACGUUGAAGCCCUAUCUGACGAGGAGGAGUUCCGUCAUGAAUACGCCGUGACCAUUGCCAGCGAGGCUCUUGACACCUGUUUGCAGUUCCAAAUGACUAGUCUCGAAGUACAUGGCAUUGGGCUUGUUGAGAAACUCUCUGAUUUAGCAACUUGUGCAGCACAACAAGUCAACAUAUACUCGCCUAUUCAUGAGUUGCCCAUUCAGUCAGACUUAAACAACCUUGAUCCAAACGGCAUACAACCACAGCAAGACUCUCCGACUUCAACGUCAAGUUCAGGGUCUGUGAAUAAUGGCGCCGAAGAGAUACUUAAUGGCUAUCUCUCGCUGUUUGCGUCUUUUCGGAGAGGGAGACAUCCCUUUCUUAAGCCAUAUAUGCGCCUCUUGCUCCUCAGAGAUUGA